Labeo rohita (rohu) is the source of this 3876-nucleotide messenger RNA. It is a transcript of the gene rela, whose product is annotated as v-rel avian reticuloendotheliosis viral oncogene homolog A. NCBI's taxonomy places the organism in Eukaryota, Metazoa, Chordata, Actinopteri, Cypriniformes, Cyprinidae. Gene Ontology annotation, molecular function: RNA polymerase II cis-regulatory region sequence-specific DNA binding; DNA-binding transcription factor activity, RNA polymerase II-specific. The transcript has 11 exons. The coding region runs from base 154 to 2004 and encodes 616 amino acids. Gene Ontology annotation, cellular component: cytoplasm. Gene Ontology annotation, biological process: inflammatory response; response to cytokine; non-canonical NF-kappaB signal transduction. The record is from RefSeq and is a predicted model, not a curated record.
GGUAUUUCCGCGCAUGUGCACGCGCUCGCUUACUGUAGAGUCGCGGAGGCGCGCGGAAGGAAAGUGUUGUUGCGGUGUGUCGUUCAUUCUUCACUACAGCCCGGAAACGUCAAAAAGCGACAGAGAGCGAGCUGAGCUGCAGUGACGCGCGAUAUGGACGGACUGUUUCACCAGUGGGGACAGCCCCCGGUGUCCCAAGGCCCUCCGUACGUAGAGAUAAUCGAGCAGCCCAAAGCACGAGGGAUGCGUUUCCGCUAUAAAUGCGAGGGUCGAUCCGCCGGCAGCAUCCCGGGAGAGAAGAGCAACGACACCACAAAAACACACCCUGCCAUCAAGGUUCACAACUACAGCGGUCCCCUGAGAGUGCGGAUCUCCUUGGUAACCAAGAACCAGCCGUACAAACCACACCCACACGAGCUGGUGGGCAAAGACUGCAAACACGGAUAUUAUGAGGCUGAUUUACAGGAGCGCCGGAUACACAGUUUCCAGAAUCUGGGUAUUCAGUGCGUGAAGAAGAAGGAUGUGGGAGAUGCAGUUUCCUGUCGCCUGCAAACGCAGAACAACCCCUUUAAUAUUCCUGAACCCAAGAUCUGGGAGGAAGAGUACGACCUGAACGCGGUGCGCCUGUGUUUCCAGGUGUCCAUCACGCUGCCCGGCGGAGAUCUGUAUCCUCUGGAGCCCGUCGUGUCUCAGCCCAUCUACGAUAACCGAGCUCCGAACACGGCCGAGCUCAAGAUCUGCCGCGUCAACAGAAACUCCGGCAGCUGUCGCGGAGGAGACGAGAUCUUUCUGCUGUGUGAUAAAGUGCAGAAAGAGGACAUUGAGGUGCGUUUCUUCCAGGACUCGUGGGAGAGCAAGGGCUCGUUCUCUCAGGCCGACGUUCACCGGCAGGUGGCCAUCGUGUUUCGCACGCCGCCGUACCGCGACACCAACCUGACGGAGCCGGUGCGUGUGAAAAUGCAGCUGCGCAGACCGUCUGACCGCGAGGUCAGCGAGCCCAUGGACUUCCAGUACCUGCCGUCCGACCCGGAUGAGCACAGGCUGAUGGAGAAGCGCAAGAGAACAGAAGGGAUGCUGCAGAACCUCAAACUGAACAGCAUCAUCACAGGAUCCUCCAUGCCUGCAGACAGACGGCCGUUUAGUACUGCUAAACGAACACUAGGCAUGACUAAACCCCCAGUGCCCAGCAGCAUCCCAGCAGCGGCGUCUGCGUCUGCAGGUGUGUCAGUGAAGCCGCAGACGUCCUCGUUCUUCCCUCCCGCUCCGGGUCAGCUGUUCGCUGCGCCCGCUCAGACUUCACGCAAACCGGAGCCGCCCACCUCCACCGGCGACGCGUGGAAGUUCCUCCAGAGUUUGACCGUAGACCCUCAGCCCAAAGCGGCGCCGGCAAACACCUUCACGAGUCAUAGCACGGCUCCGGCCGGCCUCGCGCAGGACUUCUCCACCGUCAACCUGUCCGACCUGAACGACUUCACGCUAACCAACUUUAUCACGUCGGAUCAGAUGAGCGCGCCGGUCGCCGCAGAACCUGUCCAGAGCGCCGCCGCCACCGUUUCCCAAGAGGUUCAUAACAUGUUCGCCACCGGACCGUUCAGAGUCGACGGCGACGACGAGCUCCCCGAGUUUCCCAGCUUCUCGGAAGUGCAAGGCUCCGACGUCGACAACAUCAACAUCGAAGAUUUCCAAGCCCUGCUGGUUCAGAGCGGCCUUCCCGGCGAAGCGGGACUCGGCAUGGGGAAGCCGGCGUGUCACGGCUCUGCGGCGAGCGACGCGCAGGAGCCGGCGGCCGAUCACGCGGGGAACGGCUCCACGUGGAUGUCCUUCCCCCCCAGCAUCGCCAACCUCAUACAGAACGAGAGCAUGAUGGAGAACGCGGCUCCUCCGGCUCCCGCCGCCACCGACCUCGAUGACCUGGAGGUGCUGAACUCCAUCGACGACGACCGCUUCAUGUCCAUCUUCACCAGCAGCAACCAGGUCGGCUUCUUAUCCGGACACCCGACCUAGAACACGCCGCGGAGCCGCGACGGACUGGAAACGCCGAGGUGAAGGAAUGAUUUGUUUGAAGUUCCUGGUGCCUAAAUGUAUUUAAACUCAGUGCUGUUUUCAAACCCCAUAUAUAUAUGUGAGAUUAAUCCAGACUGUAACGGCUUUAGCGGGUGGCGGUUUUCAUCGGAUGUGCGUCUCGUGUACAGUGUUUAUGUCGUCACGUAUCUUACCUUGUGCGCUAGGAGCAGGUUCACCAGUCAAACCAGAUUUCAAAUGAAUAAACUGUCUCUGAAAACACACAUAGUGCCUUAUUGACCAGCUCAGCCAAUCACUGCACAGCCUCAUCAACCAAUGACUGCUGAGAACACUGAGCUUUAGUGCUUACAGAGGAACAAUAAUAAUAACAAUAAUAAUAAAACAGUUUAUUAAUACACUUUUAAAGGAAUAUCGCAUACCGAAUAUUUUUUCGUUAUUAUAUUUUGUGUCAUUUAAACAGUAAACCUCCCGUGUGCAGCCAAAAAAAUUUGAACGCAAUUGUAACAUUUUUAUUUGAUAAUCUAUUUAAUCUUUUAAAAUGUAAUCAAAUUAAGGUAUAAAAUAUUUAAAAAAAUGAAUGAAUAUUUUGUAUGAAAAAAUUGGAAAAAAAGGAAAAAACUGAUUUUCUGCAAAAUAAAUAAUUGUAAAUGUAAUGUAAAAUUAACAAAUGAAUUAAUUCAGCUGUUAAAAUGUUUUAUGAAUUCAAUUAAUUAGACAUGUUUUGAUUAUAAAAGUUUAAUUAAAUCAUUAAUUAAAUGUGCUCAAAAAAUAAAACUAAACCAGGGCCCAAAAAGGUUUUUUUUUUUUUUUUUUUUUUUUUUUUUUUUUUUUGGUGUAACUUUUCAUAAAUUGCGGCUUAUAAAAAUUCAAUAAAUCAGACAUGCUUUUUAAUUACUACUUUUAUACUUUUAUUAAAACUAAAAUUGCAUUGAACCAGUAAAAUAGAACAGAAACUUGAAAACUGAAACAUGAAAUACAAAUCAAACCAAUCCACGGGGCCCUAAAAGUGUCAUUGUCAUGUUGAUAAAUGUUUGUUAAAUUGUGUGUAAAACUUUCAUGAUGAUUUUAAUUAAUUAGACAUGUUUUUUAAUUACUAAACAUUUAAUGAAACCAUCAAUAAAGGAUCCAGAAAAAUAAAAAAAUGCUGUUAAUGCCAAAAUAAAACAGAAAACAAAACCUGUUUCAUAGUUUAUAUUGGUUAGAAAUUGAAGCUGUUUAAAUGUGCAGGAUUAGCCCUGAAUCCCCAUGAGCACUAGUAAGUGGUCAUGUUUAUCUAGCGCUGCUCCAGAUAUCCAGUCUCUCUGAAUGUUUCAGCUUCGGGUUCUUGAGGCGUCAUCCACAUUCUCUGCUGUUGUUUGUUGUUUAUUCUGGUGGUCCAUUACACACUUUAUGCAUGGGUUCGUCUGACAAUAUCUGGCAAUUUGUGCCAAAACUAGCACUGACAGCUGCGCUCCGCCUUCACAUGCUUGCAAAAGGGAAGCGUGCAACUGAAAGGACUUGUAAAUAGCCGUAAACUAUCUGACCUGAUGAGGAACUUCUUGUAUGUCAGUGACAAUGGUAACCAAGUUAGUACUUCAGUAAACCCAGUGCUGCAGCUUUAAUGCAAUAAUCCUUCAUUAUGUUCUGUUGUAUUUGUAGGCAAUCAUGUUACUGCAAGCACGUUUGUCGUGUUCGUUUUGCAUCACAAACGUUAAUCGCUCAACUUGCAUGGAAAGAGAGACGGAGGCGAUCGUUUCUGUUUUGUGGCCUUACUGCAGUUAAACCUCCUGUUCUGACACAAUUCGAGUGUUGUACAAAUGAAAUAUGCUUUUGUACUAUUAUCUGAGCUGUAAUAAAUGCGUUUAUAUCUUUUAA